Molecule: messenger RNA, 1951 nt
Organism: Rubroshorea leprosula
Lineage: Eukaryota; Viridiplantae; Streptophyta; Magnoliopsida; Malvales; Dipterocarpaceae
Source: the annotation of a GenBank genome assembly
UCUUUGUUUUUUGCUAGUUAUUUUGUUUGUAUUAUAUGAGUGUUUGGCAUUCAAAUUUUGGUUACUUUUCACUGAUAAUUGGUUUUUCGGCUAUCUUUUUUGGAUAAUGAUGCUGUUUGGUUGGUGGGAAAAUUCUGGAUGUCUCUGCUUCAGAUCCUAAUGGUCCAUUGUAUCACAAAGGGUGGUACCAUUUCUUUUAUCAGUACAACCCUGACUCGGCUGUGUGGGGUAACAUCACUUGGGGCCAUGCUGUGUCAAAGGAUAUGAUUCAUUGGCUCUACCUCCCAAUUGCCAUGAUUCCUGAUCAAUGGUAUGAUAUCGCUGGUGUGUGGACAGGAUCUGCCACGAUCUUGCCAGAUGGCCAAAUCAUGAUGCUUUACACUGGAGACACCUAUGAUUCUGUGCAAGUGCAAAAUCUUGCCUACCCCGCCAACCUAUCUGAUCCUCUCCUCCUCGAUUGGGUCAAGUACUCGGGUAACCCGGUUUUAACACCCCCAUCGGGUAUAGAACCAGAUGAAUACCGGGACCCAACAACAGCAUGGAUUGGACCCGAUGGAACUUGGCGGAUCCUAAUCGGGUCGAAGGUUAACACGACUGGUGUUGCACUUGUAUACCAAACGACUGACUUUAAAAAUUACAUCCUCCUUGAUGGGUAUUUGCAUUCGGUUCUGGGUACGGGCAUGUGGGAAUGUGUGGACUUCUACCCGGUUGCGACCAAUGGAUCUGUUGGUUUGGAUACCUCAGCCAGUGGCCCGGGAACUAAGCACGUGUUAAAGGCUAGUUUGGAUGACACAAAGGAGGAUGUUUAUGCAGUUGGGACAUAUGAUCCGGUGCUAGAUAAAUGGACACCCGAUAACCCGGAAGAGGAUGUGGGUAUCGGGUUGCGGCUGGACUAUGGAAGAUACUAUGCAUCCAAAACAUUUUUUGACCCGGUCAAGCAGCGGCGGAUCCUGUGGGGUUGGAUAAAUGAAACUGAUACUGAAGACGAUGACUUGGAUAAAGGGUGGGCAUCCCUUCAGACAAUUCCGAGGACUGUGUUGUUCGACAACAAGACAGGAACCAACAUAGUUCAAUGGCCGGUGGAAGAAGUGGAAAGCUUGAGAUUGAACAGUACGGUGUUUGAGAAGGUGGUGGUUGGGCCGGGAGAGGUUGUGCCGCUCCACCUCGGUGCCGCCACACAGUUGGACAUAAUAGUCGAGUUCGAAACAGAAUACUUGGAAUCAAAUUCGACGGAUGAUGCUGGUGGUUGCCGCAGUGGUGCCAUGGACAGGAGCACUUACGGGCCAUUUGGGCUCUUGGUUAUUGCCGAUGAAUCGCUUUCCGAGCUAACCCCGAUAUAUUUCCGGCCGUCUAAUAGGACUAGUGGCACCUACUUUUGCGCCGAUGAAACAAGGUCCUCACUGGCUCCCGAGGUCUUCAAAAGAGUUUAUGGAGGCAAAGUUCCCGUGCUUGAUGAUGAAAAUUUCACCAUGAGAGUACUGGUUGAUCAUUCAAUUGUGGAAAGCUUUGCACAAGGAGGGAGGACAGUGAUCACAUCCAGAAUUUAUCCAACAGAGGCCAUCUAUGGAGCUGCACGACUGUUCUUAUUCAACAAUGCAACCGGAGUAAAUGUAACAGCUACAUUGACAGUAUGGCAAGUGAACUCUGCCUUUAUUCACCCUUUCCCCUUCGAUCAGAUGGAGAAAUACGCGUCAUCCUGAGUCUUCUUUAGGCAUCGAGAGUGCACCUUGACACUGGAAAAGACCUUGGGAUUCCAGAUGGUGAUCUUAUCAAUGCGAAGGGACCUUACCGAUACAACACCGCUCUUGUUCCUGAUGGCAUUAAAUAUGAAAAUAUUCAAGUGGAUCUAGGUGUAUAUCAGUAGUUAGUUGUAAAAUUUAUGUUAAACACUGUUUAUGUCUUAAUCUAAGCCUAAUUUCACAUCUUGUUUGGAUAAAUUUAAACAUAGUUG